GAACGGGACGCACGCUUUCAUUGGACAUCGGCAUCAAACCCUAUCAGCUAUUCUGUCGAUGCAUCGAUAGGCGAAUAAAGGAAGUUGACUGCGCCCACUCAUCUCAUCGCACUGGGAAUUCUGGUUCUGGGGUUUUUUUUGUUUGUUUGUUUGUUUUGGUUUUUUUUGUCCCCUCUCGGUCAGAGGUAGUAGAGGACUGGUAUGACCGAGGGUCGCGCCCCUCUUCUAAAGCUCAGGCAGCGUUCGUCAGUUUCAACUCUCUGGGGAAUAAAAAAAAAACCCAUAGGGGACUUCGAUGGCUCCGAAAUACGCGCCGAGUCUGCGCUCCCGCCUGCCGCCGCUGCUCUUCGUCCUGCAGACGGGCUUCAUUGUGGUCUACGCGCUGUGCGUUGAGCUCCAACCAAACGUCGAGACCGGGGGAGAAACCUUCAGAAGCCUUUAUUCUGAGUUCCAGGAUGUGAAUGUGGCGGUGAUUCUGGGUUUUGGCUACCUGGGCACUUUUCUAGUGCGGUAUGGAUUCAGUGGCUCUGGAUUCAGUUUUCUUGUGGCAGUCAUGGCAACCCAAUGGGCAAUCAUCCUAAAUGGCUUUGAGUCCUUGUAUCUCACGGGAAAGAUCCGGAUCGGUUUGAGAAGCUUGGUUGUUGCUGAGAUGUGUGCAGCAUCUGCCCUCAUUUCUAUGGGUACAGUGCUUGGGAAAACCAACCCUGUUCACCUCCUCCUCAUUGCCCUACUGGAGGUGUCAGGGUUCAUCCUGAAUGGAUGGAUCCUCCAAACCCUGAUCAAGGUCUUGCCUCAAAAUAGCCUCAUGCUGUUGCACAUCUUUGGGGCCUUCUUUGGGCUGAUGCUUGCAUGGGUCCUGUAUCGCGAAGGAUCGGAGCAGGGGUUCGAGAAGGAGAAAUCUGACCGCAAAACAGGAUUGUUCUCAACUUUGGGGACUUUGUCUGUGUGGAUGUUCUGGCCCAGUUUCAAUUCAAUUCUUGUGGACCAUCCUGCACCUGAGAGGAAGCUGUGGGCCAUCUGUAGCACCUACCUGGCCUUGGCUGUUAGUGCUGUGACAGCAGCUGCGAUGUCAGUGUUCACGAGUCCCAAAGGAAAAUUCGGCCCGGGCCAUAUACAGAGGUGCACCCUCGCUGGUGGCGUGGCUGUUGGGAUUUCCAUGUCAGCCGUUCAUCUCCCGUGGGUAGCCAUGACCAUCGGAUUAGCUGCUGCGGUGAUCUCCACCCUGGGAUUCCGUUACCUUAAGCUCCACAUGCUGCUUGCAUUCGAGUGCCAUGACACAUGUGGGGUUCUGAGUACACAUGGGCUCCCCGGACUGCUGGGCUGGCUAGCACAUCUUCUGUUACAGAUCAGUGAUUCGGACGACUUCACAAAGGCAAUCCGGUUCGCUGUGUUCCAUAUUUGCACUCUCCUCAUCACCCUGUGUCUUAGUAUGUCCAUGGGAUUCAUUACAGGAAUACUACUCAAAUGGGACAUCUGGAGACCACCCCAGGACAAGAAAUGUUUUGAUGACCAGGCUUUCUGGGAGUUCCCCCAUCUUGCAGUGCGGAAGUGAAAAGUUGGAGCUGGGUACAAGAGAUGGCAAUGCAAAUCAUUUUUGCCCAUUAUUCAUAUUAUUGUAGAGAUAACUACUUACAAUUAUCCUGACUUUUCAUGAAUUGCAGUUAUAAGAUUUUUUUUAUGUUGGUAAAAUGUUAGGCAAGAGUACAUCGACAAAUGAGUGAAAUGUGAGAGCCAGAGAGAAAGAUCCAUUUUUUAAUUUCACCUUUUCUCUUUAAUGAUGUCAUGGUUGUCAAAAUUUGACCCCUAUUUGGUGAUUACACAUGAAGAUGUAUGAGCACUGCAGUUUGAUAAAAAAAAAAGAAAAAAGAAGUACACACUCAGCAGAGUGCUACCUUAACAGCCUUACAUUCUGCUGUAUAAACUAAUGAACUUUCAAUAAUAAAUCUGUGAGUGAUUAAGA
Molecule: messenger RNA, 1960 nt
Organism: Lampris incognitus (smalleye Pacific opah)
Lineage: Eukaryota; Metazoa; Chordata; Actinopteri; Lampriformes; Lampridae
Gene: rhd
Product: Rh blood group, D antigen
Exons: 10
Coding region: 296-1552 (418 amino acids)
Biological process (GO): ammonium homeostasis; ammonium transmembrane transport
Cellular component (GO): plasma membrane
Molecular function (GO): ammonium channel activity
Source: RefSeq, a predicted model, not a curated record